ACCGCAAAAGGGUGCGCCGCGACCUGCGUUUACUCGGCGACGAGUCGUUUUCCAAAACAGUCUCUUCUAAUCGAAAACCUCGUUGUGGCUGUGAGCCAGAAGUAGGGUAUUUUUCAUUACGAGGCUACUAUCGCACACUCUCAAAACGGACAAGACCGAAAAACUGGUGCAAGUGUGACUAUUUGGGUUAAAAACUUAUUAUUUUUUGUCGCAUCGCGACUGUAAAACCCAGAUUUCUUUUCUUUAGUUUUGUUAGCAAGCAUUCAUUGAAAAAUAAGACGAUUUUAAAAGACCCAGAAGAUUGCAACAUGAAACUUUAAUUUCACGGAAGUAGGAUGUUAACUCGGAUAUGUUUACUGUAAAAUUUUACGGCUGUUGCUCAGUUUGUUUAUUACCACCUUACAUUAACGCCGUGCUUACAAUUUGUAUGUGUAAUUCACGAAUACAACAGACAUAGAUCAGAUCAGUGGUUAUAAAAGGUUCCUUACAACAUGGCAGGUCAUACUUCAGACAAGGUACUACCUCCUCCUUCUUAUGAGCAAGUAACAGGGGGGCGUACCCAGUUUGGGCUACCUCCUCGGGUACCACUGACUUAUGUUGACUUUUGGCCAGUGUGUACCACCCCGGAACAGAAACUGAAGAGAGCUGAAUUUGAGACAUUUGAGGUUUUAGUUCAGAAGGCAAACCAGUGGUUGAGUCGAAAUAUCAACUUUCAGGUGAAGAAAUGUGAAACUCUGAUGAAAAAAGUCAACAGUUUUGAUGACAUCUACAAUGGGAAUAUGUACUAUAAAAGUGGUGGCACAACAUUGUGUAUAUAUGGACUAAGGUUAUGGUUGGGAGAGAGAACAGAUCUUGACGGGCGUCCAGAGCAGAUUGGGGUGAUGAGUUUCAUGCCUGUCUCUCUCACUCCCGGCCAGUUUACAAAUGUCAAAUCGGCACAAUUUGAAAAUCUUGGGGAAACCUAUAACAGAGUUAAUGGCUAUCUGCUACAGAAUCCUCUGCAAGGCAAGAUUUUAACAGUGGAGACAGUUUUCCUUCGACUUGGCCGACACAUUUUCAAGGACCUUCAAGGCAAUGUGGACCCAAACCAGACUGCUUGGUAUGACCACAUCGAAAGAGUCCGCAUAGGAACAGUUAGGAUAUAUUUCAUACUUGGAGAAGCUGUUUACGAAGAAAUAGGUGCUGCUGAUUUUCUACCAGACUUGUUGAGAGAGCCUGGCCUACUCUCUGGCAUGAAGUAUACAGAUAUAUCAGUUCCCAUUCAAAAAGCUUCUGUUUGGCUCCAAUCAAAUCAGGGUGUCCGCUUUUUGAGUUUGCAGACUCUUGAUGUUGAAUAUCACCAAACAAGGGAUCCACAUUUACAGAGUAUGACUCUGUUUGAAUCUAAACUGGAAGCAAAAACAGAAGUAGCCUUCAUUCGAGUCCACUAUGCCAAGCCAAGAGGAGCCAUUGUGGCGCCCCCUACUGUUAAUCUCACAGCACCCCUCAGCUACAAGACUUUCUUGCCUGUUCUCUAUGCAGCAGAUGGAUGUUGUGGGUCAGAUAGGUCUUAUGAAGACGUUCACCAGACUAUGGUUCGUGUUAUAGCGUGGUUGAAUGCAGUGCGAGCACCUGUGGUGACUGUGGAGACAAUAGGACGUAUUCACGCAGAUGCUGAGGACAGAAAAUAUGGUUCUGAUGGAACUAUAGUCAGCAAUGAGUGGUAUACCACCACUGACAGUGAAGGUCGUACACAAGGACCGUAUAGACAUAACUUAAUGUAUUACAUCAGAGUAUACCUGGCAGGCACCUACACAGAGCCCCCGGCAGAAGUUCUUCCCCCAGUGCCAGUGGUAGACGAGAGCUGUACAAUAUUGUAACAAUUUUCUUAUAAAGCCCCCCCUCCCCCAUUUACCUCCAGAGCUCACAUCAGGGCUCGGUAAUUUGAAAGCAUCACAGAAUUGCGAUAGUGAUAUCACCUUUCAUUUCGAGGCCGUUAUUUGGGGCCAGUAAAUCCCAAGUUAUAUAAUAUAGGCGAAUCUCCAUGCUUGCACUCAGUUGCAAUUCACGCUGCUUUCGAGUUACGGAGCUCACAUCAGACAUGACAGUCAUGUGAUCAAAGCCCUGUGAUGUCUUUAUGUCAUGCCUCAUGGAAUUUGCUAAAAAUGUGUUAAGUCUCUAUAGUAAUGUUGAACUUUUUUUUACCAAUUUUCUUAUUGGUAUAAUAUUCUCCGUUGAUGAAGCCCUGGAAGUUAAAACUCCUCUAAGGAUUAAACAUGGUGGGUUUACAGGUGCUAAUUGUAGAGUUUUUCUGUACCAGUUAGGAUGUAAUAUUUUUUUGCUAUUUGGUGAUAUUGAUCAAAUGUUCAAAUGUGACACAAAAGAGCAAUUUGGGUGCUCGUGUUUUAUGUAUCAGUAGUAUAUAUUUGUGUACUUUAUGGGUCCUUUUCUGAGAGAUGCAGGACUUAUAGUUAUAUUCAGAAUGAUCUGAAAAAUAAACUUUUUAAAUAUAUUUUGAGAAUUUUUUUGACAAGAAAUUUGCCAGUAAAUAUUUUGUUUAACAGUCUACCAUAAUAUGAAUAGCAGUUGAUGUGAUUUUCAUAGUUUAUAAUUAUCAAGCACAGGAUCACAACUUGUCAUAUAACAUAUCAUAUGAAUGACUACUGUAUCACUUUAUUCAAAUACUCAGUCUGCACCAAAAAUUUACUCUUGUUGCCAAGGACACUGGGGCCUAAGAAUUUAAUUGUUCAAAGCAGAAUCCAAGGCCAGCAACCGGAGAAAUGUACAAAAUUUUACUGAACUGGCUGAAAAUUGUGCUGGCGUUCGGUUGGCAUAGGGCUACUUAUUAGUACUAACAUUGACUGCGCCAUAUCAUUUAUCAUUACAGAUACACAGAAAUGCCAUGGAAAUACUUUCUCAAUUUGUACUGAUAUUAUUUUUGAGAACUCUGCUGUUGUGUAAUGAAUGAAAAUUGGACUGAAUAUAAAUAACCAUACAUUUUCAUAAGAUAAUCGCCUUGAAUUGGUUUUGUAAGAUGUAUAGUAUGACAUGGUUUCAUAGGAUAUAUAUGCCAUGAUAUGGUUUAAUUGGUAGGAUAUGUGCCAUGGCAUGUUUUCGUAGGAUACAUGGUUUGGUAAGAUAUGCAGUGUAUGACAGGGUGGUAGGGUGUAUGAUAGGAUGUUUGAGAGGGUGAAUCUCCAAGAUUUCUGUUGUGUAAACUGUUGUAUUACAAGGGAUGUCAAUGUCUAGGUGAUCAGCUGUUUAAAAUGGGCCACAGAACUUCUACAGAUGUUCUGGCAAUUUUAUUAUUUUACAAUUGUCAGUCACUGCAUAUGAUCUUUAAAAGUUUGUUAAUGCAGUGAAUGUUAGUACAAUAUUUAUAUACAUAGUAUAUUAUUUUUAAUCAGUUAUUGUGAAAGAUAAAAUGGCUCUCUUACAGUAACUGUCAAGUCUUGAUUUUGAAAUAUGUUUUAUUUUUCUGUAUGUUUAAAAAGACUGAAAAUAUUUCUUGUUGUACAGUUUCAACUUUUUAAAAAAGCUACAUGUUUGCCAAUUUAUAUCGCAUGUGACAUGCAUUUAUGGUUGUUUUGUAUUAUUUUUUCUUUGCUAAUGAGAAACACUAAACAAAAUAUCACUUAAAUUUGAAUAGGCCAAGGUGAUAGAGCAUAUUUUCUGCAAUAGAGUAUUUUUUUGUGACAAUAUGCGUUCUCCUUUCUACAUAGAAUUCUGAAUGUUUAACACAUAAGCAUAAGAAUUGUGUACCACACAAUAUACUGAAGAUAUUCAACAUCAGUGGACAAGUAUAUCUGUGCAUCGAUACAAAUGUGUUGUUUUAUAUACAAAGAAAAAUGCAUUCCCUAUUGUAUAUUUUUCUCUUUUUUCAUCAAUUGUGAGGUUCUUGUUUAGAUUUUGACACAUAUUCCUUAUCUUGCCUUAUAAACCGUGUAUAUUUUUAAACGAUGUACGGUAGAACAGCUAUGAUACAUGUAGCACUGUUAGAUUCGCAAAUCGAUAAUAUUUUGAUCUACGUAGUACUAACCAAUGUUUUCCUCUCUGGAUUAAGUGAAAUAAAAACAAAGAAAUCGAAAC
Messenger RNA from Lingula anatina, 4068 nucleotides. RefSeq lists its product as uncharacterized. Lineage: Eukaryota; Metazoa; Brachiopoda; Lingulata; Lingulida; Lingulidae. The record is from RefSeq and is a predicted model, not a curated record.